CCUUAUUUGCAUAAAUUGCAUGUGACAGAGUAGCUGCCCCAGCUUCAGAAUAGUAGAGCGGACGUGUCUGUAUGAGGACUAGAGAACACACAAGACCGGAGCAGACUGCGUGCUCCCUGGACUACAUCGACGUACUACGGCUAUCGGAGUCUUUACUACCGAUUGGAUACGGAUUGUGAAGCUGCUGGACUAUUGAACUGAAACAGAACAGCAUAAUGUACUGUGCUUCCUAUCCAGUCUCUGCCGGGACGAGCAGCAAUAACAUGAUGUAUUGCUACAACGUCAAAUCGGUCUAUGCCCAAUCCCCGAACCACGACAACAUUAACCCAGACUCCUCCUCACACCCGUCCUCCAGAGGUCCUGGCGGAAUAUACCCAGGCAACUUCUUUGCCGAGCAGCAACAGGUCCCCAACAGUUCCCCUGACAUGUGGAACACGUCCUCCAACGGGAUCAAUCCGCCCGGCUACGGGGGCAUGGUGGGAGGAGCUUCAGCCCACCUAUCAGGAAACUAUGGCAACAUGCAGCCGUCACAGAAUCACAUGGACUAUUCUUCCCAUUCAGUCUCCCCGGAUCAUGUGAACAGAGGUCUUCCCCCCAUGUCCACCUUCCACAGGACCAACCCCGCUGUGUCUCACACGUCCGCCAACAGCCCGGCGAACAGCUGCCAGGGAAACCCAUCCCGCGGGUCUCAGACUGGAGCCACCCUGGGGAAAGCACUUGCUUCUAUUUAUUCUCCUGACCACACCAGCAGCAGUGACAGCUCCUGUACCCCAGACAGGUCUCCGUCCCCCCACGCCCGCCCUCCAUCUGGCCCCCCUGCUGGCCAAUGGCGCUCGUCCGGUCCAGCCUUGCUGUCCCCCAGUUACGAGUCCUCUCUGAUAUCACUGUCCCAGCUGGAGGACCGUUUGGACCGGCUGGACGAUGUGAUCCAUGUCCUCCGUAACCACGCGGUGGGACCCCAACCCAGCCUGCCCAGAGACCUCCCCAGCCUGCCCAGAGACCUCCCCAGCCUGCUGAACCAGGCCAGCCAGGGCCAUGGCAGCCCUGCGUCCCUCUUCGGUCUCACCGGCCUCCCUCCGGCCAUGGUGGACACCGCCAAUCUUAACAAAAACAUCCAGCACCACCCUGCGUCACUGCAGAGCCGUUCGCAAAAUCAAAAUGGCCUCCCCGUGCCGGCUGGGGUCCCGGCUGGCCCGGGUGGCUUGGAGCUGAAGCUGGAGGGCUUAGACAGAGAGGAGCAGUACAACCUGCACCACAGCCUCCACGGCCAGGACCACAGGCCGAGCCACAGCUCUGACAGCCUGAGGUCCGACGAGGAGAGCGAGUCGCGCCGGACACCAGGAGGCAGCAUGGCCAGCAGCAUCCACGAGGACGAGGACAACCUGAGUCCGGAGCAGAAGGCAGAGCGUGAGCGCGAGCGGAGGAUGGCCAACAACGCCCGCGAGCGCCUGCGAGUCCGCGAUAUCAACGAAGCCUUCAAGGAGCUGGGUCAGAUGACGCAAAUGCACUUGAAGAGCGAGAAGCCGCAGACCAAGCUGCUGGUCCUUCACCAGGCGGUGGCCGUCAUCCUCAGUCUGGAGCAACAAGUCAGAGAGCGUAACCUGAACCCCAAGGCUGCCUGUCUGAGGAGACGGGAGCAGGAGAAGAUGUCUGUGGGGUUCACUGACUCCCAGGGCCUCCAGCAUCACCCUGGCCUAGAGGCCACUCACCCCAUGGGACAGGAUCUUUAGGCAUCGACUUAGAUGUAGUGUGGAGAGUGAUUAACCUGAGAGUGAAAGACCAUCCAGUGACAUUCACUGUUCUCUAUAGGACACAGUAGUGAAGAAACAGAAGGUCUCUAUGGAUGGAAACAAUGUUCCAGCACCCAAUAGCCACGAUAGUGACACUUUUCUUCUCACCCUCCUGAUCGAUUUUGACUUGUGCCUAAAUUGACUUGUUACUGACCAAUGCAUUGUAACCAGCAAAUAUUUUGUACCAUAUGUUUUAUAUUUGUUAUAUACAGUGACAGAAAAAUGUACAGUUAAGAAAAUACAACAAGUCUCCUGUAAAACCAUGUUUCUUUCAUAUUUGUACUCCAUUCUCCCAUGUCAGCAUUAAUCCCUGAAGGGUGAUACAAAUUAAGUUGUUGGUGUGCGUGGGCCAAGUCAUUUCUUUAAGCUUUGUGCACUUUUUGGUUAGGCUAUGGACGGAUUCAUACUUUUAAAUGUUUAUAGUUUUUAUUGAAAAUAUUGAUUACUUUUUCGUACAUUUUUGUAGUUUAUCUUUUCUACAAUUAAUAAGUACAUUUCUGAGUAUCAGAUUUUUCAUUUUAAACGUGUUUCUUCAGAAGUAUUUUUGUCACAUAUUUUACUAGACACUGUAAAUAAUUAUUAUCAAUUUACUGAACAAUCCCAAACUUACUGCGGGCCUAUAUUCAGUUAUGUAAAUGUAUGUUGAUGAAUGUCACCUAUGAUGUAAUCUACAAUAAAUGCAAAUCUUAUACAAUAAUGUCCAGUAUGUGUACAGAACGCCUGUUAAUAAAAUGACCCCUUAACAAUAAAUGUUUUUAAGAUA
Messenger RNA from Esox lucius (northern pike), 2553 nucleotides. RefSeq names its product transcription factor 12. The transcript is spliced from 9 exons. Bases 216 to 1730 code for a protein of 504 amino acids. Gene Ontology annotation, cellular component: transcription regulator complex. Gene Ontology annotation, molecular function: protein dimerization activity; RNA polymerase II cis-regulatory region sequence-specific DNA binding; DNA-binding transcription factor activity, RNA polymerase II-specific. Lineage: Eukaryota; Metazoa; Chordata; Actinopteri; Esociformes; Esocidae. The record is from RefSeq and is a predicted model, not a curated record. Gene Ontology annotation, biological process: regulation of transcription by RNA polymerase II.